CCAACGCGCGUGUGAUUACUGCCUCGCAACACGUUUUUCUUGUGUUUUUGUGGACAAUAACCGCGCAUUUUGCGAGCAAAACUGCAUAAAACAGUAGAGAAAGGCUGUAUUUUGAGAUUUUUCCUGAAACAAUUCGUAUCAGUACCGAUAAAAUGACCAGUAAGAAGGUAAAAGUGCAAUCGCAUGGAGACGACGCGCAGCAGAUGGAUGCGAAAAGUGACAGCGGAGAUGACUCCAGCGGCGACGAGAAUCCGGACAUCUACAAGGGCGAUGAGGGAAUCACAGUCGAUUUCGAGGGUCGCAAUCCGAUCGAUUCUGACAUGGACGGCAUCAAACAGAUGCUGGGACAGCUUUUUGUCAAGGCACAUGUCGAUUUGAAUGAGCUUUCCGGGAUGAUCAUUGGGCAAAACUACGUGGGAAGCGUUCUGAAACAGGCGUACACCGAUGACGAUGAUGAAGAUGAGGACGAGGACAUGGAGGAUCCCUGCCAAAUUGUAUUUGGAGUAACAACGGCCAUCAAUCUCACCAACAAGCAAGAUCAGAAUUGUGUAAAGCAGUUGCAGAAGAUGCUGUUUGAGAAGGCGGAAAAGUACGCCACAGAUUCCGUGCUGAAGUUGUUCCGCGAUGCCCUGCAAUCUGGCUCGAAAAGCACAGCUCUGUUGCUAAACGAACGCUUCGUAAACAUUCCUGCUGCGGUUUGUGUACCAAUGCUUGAGAAUCUAAUGGUGGAGAUUGAUCGUGCCAAGGCGAAGGGAAUGCCGUACAAGUUCGAUUAUUUCAUAAUGUUCGUAAAGUACUACCAGAAGGCUGCCGCUGGGUCGAAAGCAGCGGAAGUCUUGUACUCCAAUGACGAGGAAGAGUAUUUCAUCAAGGAUUGUCUGGCGAGCUUCGAUUACUCGGUACAAAAGGAAACCACCACCGCACUGGCGGGAAAUUGGCUGGAGGAAGACGAAGAGCUGCAACCGCUCAGGAAAGUUUUGCUCAUCGAGGCCAACAAGCUGCCGGAUAUUGUCGGCACAAUAAAGAGUCUGAUCGCUGCAGCGGUCAACAAUUAAAUAUUAUUAAAGCGAAUAAAGAGGA
Molecule: messenger RNA, 1080 nt
Organism: Ochlerotatus camptorhynchus
Lineage: Eukaryota; Metazoa; Arthropoda; Insecta; Diptera; Culicidae
Product: protein BCCIP homolog
Exons: 3
Coding region: 153-1055 (300 amino acids)
Cellular component (GO): nucleus
Source: RefSeq, a predicted model, not a curated record